Actinia tenebrosa (Australian red waratah sea anemone) is the source of this 2316-nucleotide messenger RNA. RefSeq lists its product as uncharacterized. NCBI's taxonomy places the organism in Eukaryota, Metazoa, Cnidaria, Anthozoa, Actiniaria, Actiniidae. The record is from RefSeq and is a predicted model, not a curated record.
AAAUAACACGCCAAUUUAACACGACUGUGGCCAACGAAGGGUGAUCGGCUAACACAUGGCAAGUAAUGUCAAGGCUGAGACUUUGGGUACGAGAAUGAAGGCUAACUAGCUACUUAAUCACUGAAAAUUUUUACAAAAACAUGCAGACAGUUCAGUGGUUGUUGACGAAGAGUAAAGAUAGAGGACGUCUAGUAGACUAAAACCCUUUUUUCGACUGUGAUGGGAGAAUGAUUCAAUGAGUUUAUUCGUAUGGUAUUCCUCGCUGAAGAAGGCAUUCUACUCCAUGUCGUCGUACCAGCCAUCUUGUUCGUGACAAGUGUUUAUUCAGGAAGUGUCUGGCCCAGUGGAUGGUAUGGGUUACCUCAGCCUAAGACUGGCUGUCCGUCUAGUUCUGAGUGGGGUAGAGGCUGGUGGUACGAGGACAGAAGACUAAACUGCCAAUCAACAGCAAGGGUGCCCCAAUACUCUCAUCUUAUAGGAACCUUCAACCAGGCCAUCACAAAGAGAUAUUUCUGUAUCAAGAAGAAGGACAAUGGACAGGACAACCCUUGGCCCAAUGGCCAGUAUUGUAUCUAUAAAGGGCUGUUGAGGACUUGUCCACCAGGGUUUGUUCAAGGUUCAAUAGGAUGGAAGAACAAAGAUGCACCCAAUGACAACCACCAUUCUGGUAUGGUACCGUCAGGUGUGUUCUCUACCAGCACUAGAAUUAACUACUGCUGUAAAGUAGAUGGGUCAAAAGAGAACAGCAUUUCUUUACCAGUAAACAGACCGUUUCUUCUCUUGGCUUACAAUUCAAGUGAAUGUCAGUCUGUUAAGUGGGCAAGAACAACACAAGAAUAUCUACGAUUUUCUGUUCAGGAGAAAAUGACAUUCCGAGGGUUUCAUCCUUUUGUAGAUGACAACUACGCUCUAAGAUACUGCUACUAUGAAAACAGUAACAAGACUCUGACCGCAAGCCAAGGAACCAUCUCACGAUAUCUGAACCAAACAUCUGUCCACAAAGAACGACACACCGCAUGGUGCAUCAAACCUUAUCCACCCCUUUCAUUUCAAUUCUUGUUUGUACGUUUCACUCGAUUCACCUUUCAUGCCAGUAACAUCAACAACUACCUAGAGGUGUUGGAUGGAUGUAACGAGUCUGCUCCCUCGCUGGGGAGAUUCUCUAGUACCCAGUCUCCUCUAGGUCGGAGUAUUAAGUCAUCAACCAAUCAGGUCUUUGUUAUUUUACAAUUUGGUGACAGAAAUGGGACGUACGAUUUUGAGUUCGACUAUCACAUCAUACCCAAGGUGACAACUGCUGCAACAACACUCCCGUUGACAUCAUCGUCACCUUAUGCUUUACCAUCUAGCAUAACAUCACAACCAUAUACGUCAUCUGAUAAUGUGACGUCACCACCAACUACAACCCCGAAAUAUUUACGUUACCAUGACAAUAACGAGAAAAGAAAGUUAGUGUUGUCCAUCACGCUGCCUAUUGUAGGACUUGUUGUGGUCUUGUUGGUGUUGUCAGUGUGGUUAAUAAGAGGAAGGCGAAGAAGGAGGAGGUACUCAAGGAUGGAGGUCAGUGUUUAUGAGAGUGAACACGAGUUAGAAGAUGAUAUGGACGGGUACUUUGAAGAAAUCCAGUUAUCUACAAAUUGUAGUUUGCUACAGCUAACAGGUCAACAGGAGCCAGGGACUAUAUCAAAUCAAGCAAGUAACGAGAGUUUGACCUCGGAGCAGGAGCUGUUUAUCAGACACCAACAUCACGAUCCCGAAACAGAAUCUCGUUAUAUGGAUCCUAGUACCAGUACCUCUGAGACAAAUCAAUACGAGUUAGAUCCAGCCCCCUUUCUUCCUUAUUACGUACUGGAUAACGACCUACUGGCAAAUGAUAUUAAAGAAACAGAGUUAUAAGAAGCUGAAAGAAUAGAAUUGACGAGACUAUUACAAGAAAACCAGGACGAGUAAAGUAAUAUUACUUGGCCAGCGGUUGAAUGAAUACUGAGCAUGCGUAUGUGAUAAUCCAUUUCUUGUACAAAGAGCAAGAGCUGUUGGAAUAACGAAACCGAGGAACACUUGCUUUUUUCAGGUUCGUUCUAGAGAAGUCAUCUCAAGAAAAGAACCAAAGAUCGAAUCUACGCCGUGAUAAAAAUAACUGAUUAAUUUAAAAUAUAUAUUUAUUUUGGAUGGUAAAUAUUUCGAUUGACCAGGGGUAAAUUAUUAGUUUAUUAUAUUUAUUAUUAUUAAAAUAUUAAUUAUUAAAUAGAUAGAUGAUCUUUAUAUUAAAAAAUUAAAGCUAUAGUUGUUUAGUUAUUAGUUUUUGUAGUUUGAAAA